This is a messenger RNA of Schizosaccharomyces osmophilus, 1314 nucleotides long. It is a transcript of the gene car2, whose product is annotated as ornithine transaminase Car2. The transcript has a single exon. NCBI's taxonomy places the organism in Eukaryota, Fungi, Ascomycota, Schizosaccharomycetes, Schizosaccharomycetales, Schizosaccharomycetaceae. Gene Ontology annotation, cellular component: cytoplasm. The record is from RefSeq and is a predicted model, not a curated record. Gene Ontology annotation, molecular function: identical protein binding; pyridoxal phosphate binding; L-ornithine transaminase activity. The coding region runs from base 1 to 1314 and encodes 437 amino acids.
AUGACUCAAGCAAAUAUGAAGAGCACAUAUUCUUCAACGGAAAUCCAAAAGUUGGAGCAUGAUUACGCUGCUCACAACUACCACCCUUUGCCAGUUUGUUUUUCCAAGGCUGAGGGCGCUAAAGUAUGGGAUCCUGAAGGAAAGGAGUAUUUGGACUUUCUCUCGGCUUACUCCGCUGUCAAUCAAGGACAUUGCCAUCCCAAGAUCGUUGGUGCUUUAAUAGAGCAAGCUCAACGUGUCACUUUGAGCUCUCGUGCAUUCUACAAUGAUAAGUUUGGUCCUUUUGCCAAAUAUACCACUGAAUACUUUGGCUAUGAGAUGGUUAUUCCCAUGAACACUGGUGCUGAAGCCGUUGAAACUGCCUGCAAACUUGCACGUCUUUGGGGUUACAAGCAAAAGAAGAUUGCCGAUAACGAGGCCAUUAUCCUCUCCUGUGUCGAUAACUUCCAUGGUCGUACAAUGGGCAUCAUUUCUAUGUCCACUGACCCUGAAGCCCGUGAUAACUACGGUCCCUACUUGCCAAAUGUCGGCCCUAAAGUCGAGGGUUCUGACCGCGUCUUGCGUUACAACAACUUGGACGACUUAAAGUUCUUCCUUGAAAACUAUGGCCCUAGAGUUGCUGGUUUCUUAGUUGAACCUAUCCAGGGUGAAGCCGGUGUUGUUGUUCCUGAUGAUGACUACUUGAGAACUGCUUACGAAUUGUGCAAGGCUCAUAAUGUCUUGUUUAUCGCAGACGAAGUCCAAACCGGUAUUGCUCGUACGGGUAAGAUGCUUUGUAUCGAACACUCUGGUGUCAAGCCAGAUAUGGUUAUUCUCGGAAAGGCUAUUUCUGGCGGUGUUUACCCCGUCAGUGCCGUACUCUCAUCCAAGGAAAUUAUGCUCAACUUUGAACCCGGUACCCACGGAUCCACUUAUGGUGGUAAUCCUCUUGGUGCUGCUGUAGCCCUUGCUGCCUUACAGGUUGUCAAAGACGAAAACUUGGUCGAACGUGCUGCAGUAUUGGGUAAAAAGUUUCGCAAUGCUCUCAAUGACUCCAAGUCUCCUCUUCUUCAAGUCGCUCGUGGUCGUGGUCUCUUGAAUGCUAUCGUCAUUGACGAAACCAAGGCUAAUGGCCGUACAGCCUGGGACUUGUGCUUGAUUAUGCGCUCCCGAGGUGUAUUGGCCAAGCCAACUCAUGGAAAUAUCAUUCGCCUUGCUCCUCCCUUGGUCAUCUCUGAAGAGGACCUGAUGAAGGGCGUUGAAAUCAUCAAACAAGCUUUGGUUGAACUCCCAACCAUCGAUAUGACUCCCUUCGCAGAGAACCCAAUUCAUUGA